Messenger RNA from Ylistrum balloti, 1032 nucleotides. Its product is annotated as zinc metalloproteinase dpy-31-like. Lineage: Eukaryota; Metazoa; Mollusca; Bivalvia; Pectinida; Pectinidae. The record is from RefSeq and is a predicted model, not a curated record. Bases 1 to 1032 code for a protein of 343 amino acids. Gene Ontology annotation, molecular function: metalloendopeptidase activity. Gene Ontology annotation, biological process: proteolysis. The transcript is spliced from 3 exons.
AUGGACAACGUACAGGACGGUAAGUACACCAGAGACAGGGACCAGUAUAUACAGGUGCACAUAGACAACGUACAGGACGGCAAGAUACAGGUACGCAUGGACAACGUACAGGACGGUAAGUACACCAGAGACAGGGACCAGUACAUACAGGUACACAUAGACAACGUACAGGACGGUAAGUACACCAAAGACAGGGACCAGUACAUACAGGUACACAUAGACAACGUACAGGACGGUAAGUACACCAAAGACAGGGACCAGUACAUACAGAUACACAUGGACAACGUACAGGACGGUAAGUACACCAGAGACAGGGACCAGUACAUACAGGUACACAUGGACAACGUACAGGACGGUAAGUACACCAGAGACAGGGACCAGUACAUACAGGUACACAUGGACAACGUACAGGACGGUAAGUACACCAGAGACAGGGACCAGUAUAUACAGGUGCACAUAGACAACGUACAGGACGGCAAGAUACAGGUACGCAUGGACAACGUACAGGACGGUAAGUACACCAGAGACAGGGACCAGUACAUACAGGUACACAUAGACAACGUACAGGACGGUAAGUACACCAAAGACAGGGACCAGUACAUACAGGUACACAUAGACAACGUACAGGACGGUAAGUACACCAAAGACAGGGACCAGUACAUACAGAUACACAUGGACAACGUACAGGACGAUGUAAGAUCAUCAUUUAUGAAGAUGUCAUCCAUAGCUUCAAAUCUGAAAGAUUUUCCAUACGACUUUGAUUCAAUCACACACUACGGCCCGUACGAGUACGCUAAGAACGCCUCCCUCCCUACAAUAUCGUCCAACGUUUCUGGAAUCAACUUUGGAUACAGCGACAGACUAAGCUGGUACGACGUCCUUAAAGUGCGAGAAUUGUAUGGGUGUACAGCUACGUUAAAAGCCAGGUCCAUUUGGAGGCCGAGUCUCCUUGUAGUAGCUGAUGAUCACCUCACUGAACAAAAUAAGGAAGACCCGUCGCAUGCCGUCCAGAGCAAUAAGUGUCUUGCCUAA